CUAAUAUUUAGUUAGCUUAAAACAGAACCAUGAAAGUGCUUUCAAAUAAUUUUGCUAAGUUUUUAAUUUUAAUAACGUUUCUGCAAUCAUUUUUAAGUUCGGAAUGUGUAAUGCCAAUAAAAAAGGACUGGGAUUAUAGAUUUAUAUCAACUGAAUUAAUUAAUGAUACGCCAGAUGCUACUCAAGCAUUUGUUGAAUUAUCACGAAUUUCAAGAGGAAAAUAUGGACUUUCUGGAAAUGUAACAUUAUUCACAGGAACUUUUGGUGAAAAUGGAUUUAUUGAAAUGUCUAUGUAUAGAAGUGUAAGAAAUGAUGGUGAUUUUCUAAAAUUACCAUAUGAAAUUCAAAAGGAAUCAUUUUUUAAAUUUAUGAAUGAUCACUAUAAAACCAUAUUGAUGGAUUCAUUGAAAGAUUGUUCAAAUAUGCCAAUUGUUGAAGGAGUAUAUGCAACUGAUUGGAAAGCAGGAGAAUCACUUACAUUUACAAAUUGUGUUUUUCAAGAUAACAAAGAUACACCAGCACAUUUUCAACCGGGAUUUUAUAAAAUAAUUGGUCGUGUUUUUCGUCCAGAUGAUAUUCAAAUGACUUUAACAGUUGUAGCAGAAGUUUUUACUGUACACUGAUUUCGAAUAUUUUUUUUUUUGAAAUAUAGAAUUUUAAAUUAAAAAUAAAUAAUAAGAGCAAAAAAUUAUUUUGUAAAC
Condylostylus longicornis is the source of this 701-nucleotide messenger RNA. RefSeq lists its product as uncharacterized. The transcript is spliced from 3 exons. Bases 30 to 623 code for a protein of 197 amino acids. The record is from RefSeq and is a predicted model, not a curated record. NCBI's taxonomy places the organism in Eukaryota, Metazoa, Arthropoda, Insecta, Diptera, Dolichopodidae.